UUGCUGAUAAUGCUGAUAGUAUGGGGUAGAGUUGCAUGGAUGUCUUCUCCUGAGGCCGAUACUGCGACGACUAAUAAAUACUAAUAAUGAUAGUAGAUGAUAAUAAGCUUGAUUGAGUACUCUUAUUAGUCUCAUUCUAUUUCAUUUCGGUCCGUUCCUAUUUUGUUCCUGUUUUCUGCAGUGGUCGUUGGUUCAGGAAUCGCUCUCCUAUCACCAGCACUACUACUAUGUGAGAUAGUCCUGGGCUCCAGGACAAGUGUCUAUCUUCUUGAAGAAGCCUCAAUUCAAUACGGGCUUAGCCAGUCGACCAUGAAACUGCCCGCGAUGAAGCUACCGUCUCUGCGCGUGUCGCAGCCCAAAUCCGCCUUCGCUGAAGGGAAUCCGCGGUGGACGAAUCUCGAUCUCGAUCCGAUUCCGCCUCAUCAGCGUAAAUGGGGACCGAUUAGUUUCAUUUGUAUGUCUGAUGGACCGUUUCUCUAUGUAUGGAAGAGGGGGUUAACGUAUAUGCUAACAUUAAACCAGCGUACUGGAUCUCGGACGCGUUCAACAUGGCAACAUGGCAGUUCGCGAGUAGCAUUAUCGCCGUCGGGUUCUCAUACCGUGAGUCCCUGGGUAUCGUGGCGUUGUCAUUCUUCAUCAUCUCGUGGGUAAUUUCAGGGAACGGUGCCGUGGGUGCCAUAUACCAUGUUCCAUUCCCUGUGAUAGCGCGGGUUUCAUGGGGAUUCUGGGGCUCGUACAUCCCAAUUCUAUCGCGGGUUAUCCUGGCCGUGUUCUGGUUCGCAAUCCAGAAUGUCAACGGCGGCAAUGCGGUGCGUGUCAUGAUAGGAGCCAUCUGGCCGAGUUUUCUGCGCUUGCACAACGACAUCCCCGAGUCUCAGGGCAUCACGACGAACGGGAUGGUAGCGUACUUCCUGUUCUGGCUGAUUCAGUUCCCCUUUCUCUGCAUGAGUCCUAACCAGCUCCGGUGGCUGUUCAUGGCCAAGUCGAUCCUCGUGCCGAUUGCGUGGAUCGCAGUGCUCAUAUGGGCCUUCGUCGCGGAGUCUGGUGGCGGGAAGAUCUUCGAUCAGCAUUCCAGCGUCACGGGCAGUGCGUAUAGCUGGCUGUGGUUGGCGAAUAUGACCUCCGUCCUGGGCAAUUAUGCGACCCUCUCCAUCAACCAGUCUGAUUUCUCACGGUACUCGCGCGUCUCCGUGCGGUGGCAGCUGCUGUACGUGCCUAUGUUGCCGGCCGUGUUCACUUUCGUGGCCUUCAUCGGUAUCGCGGCUUCAUCGGCGGGAGCAGCCCGUUACAGCGGCGAGAUACCAUGGGACCCGACGGUCCUGAUCAGCCACUGGUCCAGUCGAGCGUGUCGGUUCUUCGUGGCGAGCUCGUUCGCGCUGGCAUCGCUGGGCGUCAAUAUCUCAGCAAACUCCAUCUCAGCCGCCAACGACCUCACCGCGCUGGGACCGCAGUAUAUCAACAUCCGGCGAGGCCAGCUCCUCUGCGCAUUCCUCUCGUGGUGUCUUGUUCCGUGGAAGAUCCUCGAGUCGGCAGGGAGCUUCCUGAACUUCAUGUCGGCGUACGCCAUCUUCCUGGGCCCCAUCGCAGCUAUCAUGCUCUGGGACUACUGGGUCAUCAACCGUCGCAAAUAUGACACGCUCGCCAUGUACCAGCCGCACAAUAUAUACUGGUACACGUACGGGGUGAACUGGCGCGCCGUCGUGGCGUUCCUGGUCGGCGUAGUGCCGAACCUGCCCGGUUUCAUUAACACGGUGAACUCGCACAUCCACGUCGGUGUCGGUAUGCACCCGUUCCAGUUCGGCUGGAUGCUGGGCUUUGUGGGGACGAGUCUCGUCUACGUAGGCUUAUCGUUGAUUUGGCCCGCCAUGGAGACGAAGCUGGAGAGAGCCGUCUUGCCGGAUGAGAUAUACGGGAUGCGGGAUGCGGUGGUUGAGGGCGUCGAAGCCCGUGCCGAUUCUGACGAAGCUGAGGGUGCGGGUGAGAAGUUCAGUCAUUCUAGAGAAAUGGUCGUUGAGAAGGACGGACGGACUGCUUUAUCGAGGUUUGUCAAGGGGAUUGAUCGAUUUGUGUAGUUGUACUCUGUACUUUGCCUUUUUGUACAAUCUGUGUUUGCUCAUUGAGUCUGAGCUGUCUAGCAUUAACGAUGUCGACGAAUUCAAUUCACCCACCUUAUUUCCAGGAAUAAGAAUAACUCGCUGUAUCUAUCUCACCAGACACCACGCACUCUGAUACGUAUUAUUCACUGCACUCAACAAGCCACAGACAUGCGCGACAACCGACCCUGCCACGAAAACAUGCCAGAUAGUAUGUGAAUGCAUCCAGAUAUCGAACCUGCCUGGAAAAAGGC
Monascus purpureus is the source of this 2347-nucleotide messenger RNA. NCBI's taxonomy places the organism in Eukaryota, Fungi, Ascomycota, Eurotiomycetes, Eurotiales, Aspergillaceae. The record is from the annotation of a GenBank genome assembly.